AUUGCUGCGAUGGCAGCGACGAGUACGCUGCGCCCGCGUCAUGCAGCAACACGUGUGCCACCCUCAAAACCGCGUACGACCAGAAGAUGGCGACCAAGCAUGCCGCCGAAGCUGGCGGGCGCGCCGCGCGCCAGCUCUUGGUGGCCAAGGCCAAGCAGGCGAAAGAGGAGCACUACCGCAAGCGCACCGACUUGGAGGCGGCCAAGCGAGAGCUCGAGGCCGAGGUCGCGGCCGCCACUAAAGUCAAGGCCGCCGAAAAAGCGCUUGGACUCCAGGAGCGCCGUCACGCGUCCGAACGCUCGCGUCGGAAUGUAGCCGCGACAUUGGGUCUCUACGACCUGACAACCGAGCAGCUCUCGUUUUGA
Molecule: messenger RNA, 365 nt
Organism: Saprolegnia parasitica CBS 223.65
Lineage: Eukaryota; Oomycota; Saprolegniomycetes; Saprolegniales; Saprolegniaceae
Exons: 2
Source: RefSeq, a predicted model, not a curated record